Dicrocoelium dendriticum is the source of this 4342-nucleotide messenger RNA. NCBI's taxonomy places the organism in Eukaryota, Metazoa, Platyhelminthes, Trematoda, Plagiorchiida, Dicrocoeliidae. The record is from the annotation of a GenBank genome assembly.
AGGGUGUUGAGAAUGACCGGAACGUUCUCUUGAAAGCGAAGAAAUUAGUAAAAUCCAUCAUAUCAUCUGGAAUCGGAUACGCCGACAACGUCAUUGCAUUUUGCGAUUUCCUGGAAAAACUUAGUCAAGUCGCUCUCGAAGGCGAUGAACUGAACGGCACAGACAUGGCUGCGAGUUUAUGCAAAUUCUCCGUCAUUCACAGGGAUCUGGCUAAUAUGUCCAAACAUCUUAUGCAAAAUUUGAAUAGUAUACUCGUUUUUCCGUUGGAAACUUUCAUGCAAGGAGAUGCCAAAGCGGAUCUAAAGAAACCAUUUGAGAAAGCAUUGAGAGAAUAUGAAUGGAAAUAUGACAAGUUGCGCAAAGAAAAGGUGCAACUAAUGAAAGAAACCGGCAUUUUUACGCCGGAGGCAUUCACUGCGGAAAUGAUUGAGGAUCUGGAAAAGGAGCGUCGCAAAUUGCAGCUGGAGACCUGUGAGUAUCUAAUCAAAGUUGGCGAGCUGAAGGCCAAACGGAGUGCGGAUUUGCUUCAACAUCUUAUCGAUUUUUAUUACGCUCAGAAUCAUUGCCUCCGAGAGUGCUUGGGCGUCAUGGAUCACUUUGGAAAGUCUAUGAACGAGCUCACUGCCCGGGUUGGUGCUUUGCAAAAGUCGCAUGAUACACAACGGCGCCGGCUGCUGGAUACGCGCGAGGAGAUUCGAUUCUUGUUGGAGAAGGAUUCCUCACAGUCUGGAGUGACGUAUGCAGCUCCCCCAGCUCAAACAAAUCGUUCGUAUGGUACUCGAAAAAGUGGAUUUCUCCUGAAGAAGUCCGAUGGAAAGGUAAAGCGUGUGUGGCAAAGGCGCAAGGUUCGCAUUGGUGAUGGCGAACUUUGUCUGUAUCACGCAGACGAAACCAAGCCACCGGUUCGCCUUGCCCUGCUCACUUGUCAGAUCAAACUCCCUUUCGAAUCCACCGGACAGCAACCGGAAACGUCGGAUAUCUCCGCUGUUGCUCAUCCCAUCUCUGAACUACGGAAUCAUUUUGAUCUCAUUUCCAAUAGCCGAACAUACAAUUUCCAAGCGGAAGAUGAUCAAGAAUUUGAGGAAUGGAUCCAUGUGCUUAACAACGCACUGCAGGAAGAAUUUCAAAGGGCGUUAAAUUCUAAUGAUUCAUCCGUUUCAACCCUCCCUAACUGCUUACCAAACAACAGGAAUAACAGCAAUUCCAACAUUCCCUUCGAAGUGGACCCUCGUCAUGGCUCUUCCCGGUCUCGACCUCCGCUUAACUCCGCCCUCCAAAGAAUCGAAAGUGGUAGUGGCGGUGGUGGUUCGAUUUCCGGGGAUAGUCUACCCGGCAGUGACAACUACCUUCUGGACCACAGCUCGCCCACUUCCUUCUCCCAGGAUAGCCGACUCAGUCGUUUGGGCAGCGCCGACAUUUUGGCCGUCGGUGGGACUGCUUUGACUACGGCAGAUACCUCGGAACAUCUUACCGGCAAAUCAUUGCGCCAUUUCGUCCAGUCUUCGCUCCGUUCACAUCCUGGAAACGAAAUUUGCGCUGACUGUGGCCGGCCAGAUCCGGAAUGGGUUAGUGUGAAUCUUGGCGUUCUGAUUUGCUUGGAAUGUUGCGGAGCUCACAGGGAGCUGGGUGUUCACUGCUCACGUACCCAAUCCUUAAUGAUGGACGAAUUGUCGACAAGCCAAUUACUGAUCCCUCGUUUUGUGGGCAACCGUUUGUUCAAUGAGGUUUUCGAAUCGUCGCUUGCUAGCGGUGUCAAACCGAAAGCCGCCGACAAUGUCACCGACGGAUCAAACAUGUUACAGAGACGGAGCUUCAUUAAGGCUAAAUACGUUAAUCGGAAAUUCGUCACUUCUACAACACGCGUAUUUCGCACUGAUUCCUCUACAUCGCUUCCAAAUGGUGAAGAACAACGACAUUCGAACAUUGAGGAUACUUUGUCCGAACGCUUUUUGCGCCGGGACCUUCUACGUGCAGUAAAACAGCGUGACCUGGCCGCAUUGUUACAGGUUUUUGCCGAAAGAUUUAAUUUGAUGACUCCAUUUCAUCCUGAAGACGAUGACGAUGGCACUUUUGGCCAAAUCUCUGGAAUGACCGCUCUUCAUGUGGCAGUCCAGUGCCGAUCCAUCAACGAGCUCUCCUCCCCGCUGCCUUUGAUUGAGUUUAUUCUUCAAAAUUCGCCCUUCUCCCAUAUUCAGCGUACUAACAGCCGUGGUGAAACUGCCCUCCAUCACGCUAUGCGCUGUGGAUCUGCUGACGCUUUAAAGCUUCUUCUUCAGGCGGGUGGUCUUCCUACACCAAUGUUACACUUGCGAAACAACGAUGGACAGACGGCUUUAAAGUUGGGAGAAGAUCUGUUGGAAGAAAAAUCUGUGUUGAAUGGUAAUCUGUUGACCGAUUAUGAGAAUUGUACACACCUUUUGAGGAUGGCCGAGCAUGUUGCGUCCACUUCAAGCAAUGCUGAACAACCAGAUCCUUUGUUCUCUGGGAGUGAUGCCGUGGAACGUAGCCUUGCGUCUAGGAGCACUUUGCAGAAAGUCGUAGACGAACUAAACUCCGUCAAUUGGCUCACUGCUCCUCCUCCUUUCUUAUCUGCGCUUCACGGACGCACGGAUUCUCCUGGUGGGAAUCCUUCGCUCUCCACAGCCACCACUGAACCAAUGGGGUCACGAAUUUCGACUACUGCGAAGAAACUCUUUGGUCAUAAUACAAAGGAGCCAUCUGACACUUACAAACUAACUGUAAACGUCGGUGAUCAAGUGGAUUCUUGUUUCAAUCGUCUUUUUUCUGGUGGUACCAUGGCGACCUUACCUCGUAAAAAGGGUCCUGCUCCCCUUCCUCCUCCCACAGAUCCGAUGGGGCUCGAAAUCCCUUUCGAGAGUCCUCAUUGGACCUCGAAAAGUGCACGAAACGCAUAUUUUUCGUGUACCCCCAAAACCACCUUUACACUUCUCACCUCUACCGAUCGCGCCCAGCUAACAGGCACCCCUUCCGCGCGUACUUCCCACACGCACGUUCCUGCGUCUCCGUCAAAGGCAAAGGAGGUAUUGUUUCCCUUACAACAGGAAGACGCAUCAUCACUCCGAGACAUGUCGCGUGAGAGGCUGUCGAAACCUACUGAUACACGACCUAAAUCGAUUACUUCGUCAACUGCAAGCCACUUGGACACCGCAGAUAAGACCGUCGACAAACAGAGCUGUCGAAGGGUGUACCAUUCCAAUGAACAUAUCGACGUUUUGUUGGACGUGUUGGAAGAAAAGCCACUUGUUGAAUCUUCAGCUGCACCCGUUUCCUCAGAUUCUAUUUCCGGCCAGUCACCGCCACCUAUACCGCCCAAACCGCAAGUCCCAUCUGCCCUGUUGUGUUCCACCUUUCCGUCCAGAGGCUCAUCUCGUUCCAACCCCCAGGAGAGUUCACCGGUCGACCGGAUUGAUUCUCCCGACCCGAAACAGACGAAACCCGUGCUCCCGGUAACACCACGAUCGUCCAGAUUUUCACUUCUAGGUAAUAAGAAACUUUCCAGAGCUUUAUCAACCCCUACGAGUCAAGAUAUCGAUAGUGUACAGUCAAAUGCUUCGGUGGCCGACCCACGGUCCGCUCAAAGUGAAACACCCCUGGUACCUAGCGAGCUGGGCACUCUUUUCGAGGCGCUCUACGACUGUGAAGCCGGACGCGCUGAUGAGCUCACUUUCCGUCGUGGCGAAAUCAUCCAGCUCACGGCCCGUUCAGAGGACGAGUGGUGGAUGAAUGUUCUCGCAACAAUCCCUUGAGGGAUGCAUUCAACACGAACCUUGGCGUCGGGGCUUCUUCCCCAUCACUUAUGUGAGGUGCGCGUCUUCACGGAUGCAUGGACCCACGUGAUUGUUCUCGCGCAUUUUCCGCUUUCAUUCCGCCGUCGCCACUCCGUGUGCCAGGAUAUUGAUUGUAAUCCCUAUCCCAAACAUCCGGUGUUAUCAGCCCAGAAGCUGAAGCCGCCUAGCUUAUGUUACUACUUUGUCGCUGCACAUGUGGCAGGAGCUAUGCAUUUACCUUCCAUAUGCUGUGUCUAAACUGUGAUGCUGUUUCCCAUCUCUAGACAAAGUCUUCCGUAGGAUUUUAUCCCGUUGGAUGCGUUGUUCUCUUUGUUCACAUGUUAUUUGCAACUUUUUAACUCCAAACCCCUUUGGGCUUACUACAUUCUUUGUAUUCUUUAAGUUCUUUUGAAUUUCACCCGGACGCACCACGGUCAAAUAUUUCGUCGUCUUUAGUCCUUUUGCAGAUUUGUUUCUCGUGCCGUUUCAUACGCGAAACCAUGAAUAUCUAAUAUCUCGUUCAUCAGUCAUAAUAAUAUAGCACUUCGUUGAUU